Nipponia nippon (crested ibis) is the source of this 400-nucleotide messenger RNA. Lineage: Eukaryota; Metazoa; Chordata; Aves; Pelecaniformes; Threskiornithidae. The record is from RefSeq and is a predicted model, not a curated record.
GUAUGGAAUCCGCCCUGAAAAUGUUAUUAUAUAUGGCCAAAGUAUAGGAACAGUACCGUCUGUGGAUCUUGCUGCUAGGUAUGAAAGUGCUGCUGUAAUUCUCCAUUCUCCACUGACCUCAGGAAUGCGAGUAGCUUUUCCUGAUACGAAGAAGACCUACUGCUUUGAUGCAUUCCUGAACAUUGACAAAAUCUCUAAAAUAACAUCUCCUGUGUUAAUCAUCCAUGGGACUGAAGAUGAAGUAAUUGACUUUUCACAUGGCCUAGCAUUAUUUGAGCGUUGCCAGAGACCUGUAGAACCACUGUGGGUAGAAGGAGCAGGCCAUAAUGAUGUGGAACUCUAUGGACAGUACCUUGAAAGAUUAAAACAGUUUGUGUCACAGGAACUGGUGAACUUGUAA